Molecule: messenger RNA, 2622 nt
Organism: Zingiber officinale
Lineage: Eukaryota; Viridiplantae; Streptophyta; Magnoliopsida; Zingiberales; Zingiberaceae
Exons: 3
Coding region: 305-2329 (674 amino acids)
Source: RefSeq, a predicted model, not a curated record
UUUUCCCGUGACUGAGUGAGAGUGAGAGUGAGAGAGUGAGAGUGAGAUUGUGAGGUCCACUCCGACAAGUUUCCGGUCCUUGUCAGCGAGGAAUCUUUGCCGUUCCCACCGGAGGAAACCAUCUACUUUACUCUGGACUCUCGAGUUGGCACCGUAGCUUCCCUACUGGUACUGAGUGAAGACUGAAGCGAGUCCAAAAAGAUAGCAAGCCGGCAUGAUGGCGGGCACCAGCUGAGGGCACUUCGAUCCAUGUCAAGUCCAACUCCAAGAAAAAGGAGUAUUUUUUUUUUAAAGCAGGAGAAAGAUGAGUGAUUUAAGGGGAUUGAUGGGAGGGGACAAAGCGGCGGCGGCAGCAGCAGCAGCCGCCGCCUCAACAAUCGAUGACGGUGAGGAAAAUGGUGGUACAAAAGACGCGCCUUUGGGCGUGAAGCUGAGAAGAGUCAUCUCGGUGUGCAAAAGGGGCGGCCUUUGCACUCCGCCGCCUUCCUGGAAGCUGGAGGAGCCCGGGCCGCCGGACCUCUACAAGGCCGAGCCCAACCGGCAGUUGGUUUCCGCGCGGAAACUCGGCGCGGGUCUUUGGGAAAUCCAGAACCUCCUGUCGAUGUCGGCGACCAGCCGACGAGACUCCAGGGUCCGUCACCACCGCCGCGAUGGGAAGGCGCUCAUGGACCGCCCCGAUCCAUCGACGUCAUGCGGACACGAGGAUUGGCCUCAGAGUGCAGGUAGUUUGAGGAAGCACAUUGAAGCUUCAUUAAACAGGCACCUUAAUUUUAAGGAAAAGAACACUCAACUCCUGCAGCCUUUUUCUCCUACUUAUUAUGCGAGUUCAUCAAAGGAUAAGCUGGGAGAUGAGGGAUUUAGAUUGAAGACGUCAACAGAACUUUUGAAAGUAUUCAAUCACAUUUGGAGCCUUGAAGAACAAAAUGAUUCCAGUACAGCACUAGUGAAAGCCUUAAAGGUAGAGUUAGAACAUGCACAUGCACAGCUUCAGGAACUGAUGCAAGAGAAGCAUGCAUGUCACAGUGAAAUUGAUCAUUUAGUGGAACAGAUGAACGAGGCUAGCAUAACUGAGAAGAACAAAGAGCAACACAAGAUCAAAGCAGUGGUACAGUCGUUAAGGGAUGAUCUUGAAGAUGAGAGAAGACUGAGAAGACGCUCUGAGAAUUUGCAUAGAAAACUUGGUAAAGAGUUGUCUCAAGCAAAAGGAACAAUGGUGAAGGCUGCAAAAGAUUUAGUAAACUUGAGAAAGACAAACAUCCUUCUUGAGGAUCUCUGUGGUGCAUUUGCUGAAGGAAUCAAUGAUUAUGAAUAUGAAGUGAGGCUGUUGAGGCAAAAGUCUUCAAAUGUUUGCGACUCUAAAGUUGACAGUUCGCUGCUACAUAUUUCAGAAGCAUGGCUGGAUGAGAAGGAGCAGAUGAGGGCUGCUGAAUCUCAAAUAGAUGAUAGAAACCUAGUUAUAGAUAGAUUGAGAAGUGAAAUUGAAGCCUUUAUUCAAGUUAGUCAUUCAAAUGGUUUGGUUAAUGGAAAUCUAUUUGUGAAAUAUGGAAAGCGAGAAAACAAAGUGCGACGACAAUCCCUUGAGUCCAUGCACUUGAAUGGGACUAGUGCUCCUCAAGAUGCAGAUGAUGAUGACGAUGAGGAACUUGAUAGUUCUGUUGAAAGUGAUUUACACUGCUUUGAGCUAAACAUGAGUUCUAACCGUGAUAACAUUGACCAGUUAAAUCACAAUGGCCAAAAUAUCACAGCGAAGCUAGAUUCUUCCAGAAAACCUAAUACUUUCGAGGAAAAGAUAGGAUUUUCUGAUAAGAGAAAGAACAAUCAGAUUUCAACUCACUUGGAUACAACCAAGUCCAACGAAGAGAAGAAUGAAACUGAAUUCUAUGGAAUCCAAAUGCAGUUUUUGAAUGGAGAACAAGGAAAGGAUCCAAGUAAAACUGUUGAAUCCAAUGGAACGGAAAGGAAUAAGACUGAAGAAAGUAAGCCCCACUAUCUUAGCCGGGUCAAGUCUCAUGAAGGUUCACACAACAAAAAGGUUGAAAUUUAUGUUAAGUCUGGUGGAGGAGAGCCCCAAAAUGAUUUUGCAUCAAGGGGUCAACUUGUGUUUUUAGAAACUAUCGCUUCAGGUGGUCUUCAGGAUGAAUCAACUUCAACUAGGGAGUGCAGUGAGUGGCACAAAUCACAAUUUAGUAAACCGAGAUUCUCAGAAAAAUUAGCAGAUGCAAGUGUGGACAGUUUGAAGGCGAGAUUGCUGGAAGCAAGGUUAGAGGGACAGCAAACUCGUCUGAAAGCAUCAAGGGGUUCUUCUGUUGGUGGAGCAAGACAAGGAUAAGAGGCGAUUAGUCAUUAGUGCAGUGACUGCGAUGUGUCCAUGACAUGUUCUUUGUUGCUUCCAAGGAUGAACUCUCAGUUCUCUUUUCAUUGUACCAUCCAUCAUCUUCAAGUUUCAGAAUUUUAUCUGUAUGAUACAUGUUCGGCAUGGGUGAAUUGGCGGCUACCGUCUUCUGUUCAUAUUGAGGCCAUGCCAUUGUAAUGCAAAUCCAUACAUAGCUUGUUGCCACCACUUGUAGAGGGGAGUGGAAUAUGAUUGCCCUCUGUUAAUACGAGUAGAGUUUUCAUUUGUCA